AUGGAUGAAAUCCAAGAACGAACUCGAGAUAGAACGAUACAAGCAGUAACAUACGAAAAAUUAGAUGGAUAUGGUUGUAGAUGGAUUGGAUAUGCGCCAUUCUGUAGCAAUGUGCAUGUUUGUCCAAGCGGUUAUGAUACGAUAAGAAGUCAUAACGGUCGUUGUAGCAAAAGGCUGUUUGCUGGAAAGUGCAUUCCCGAUCAUAGUUUCGGUUCUCCAUGCAUGAACUUUUUCGGUGCAGAUCUUGUAAAAACACUAUGCUGCAUAAGUAAGCCUGGACCUUGCACAUGGAACGGCCAUUGGAUGGCUGGGAAAAUGGGACAUAACAUUUACUGCAAACAUCAUAAGCGUGAUUUUGAAUGUGGCGAAGUGACUUGUUUAACAUAUAAUUCAAAGCAACAAGCAAACGAUACGCAUGAGGUGCACGACAUAAGCUGCGACAAAACAAAACUGUUCAAUCACACGGGUAUUUUAUUGUGCGGAACGAUUUCAUGGUUUAACGAUAACGAUGAAAUUGUCGAUAUUUGGUACAAAUUCUCGUAA
Dracunculus medinensis (Guinea worm) is the source of this 543-nucleotide messenger RNA. Lineage: Eukaryota; Metazoa; Nematoda; Chromadorea; Rhabditida; Dracunculidae. The record is from the annotation of a GenBank genome assembly.